AUGAAGAUGGUCUCGGUGCUGCUGCUGCUGAGCAGCCUCCUGGGUACCCCCGCCGUGCCUUCCCAGCGCCCUUCCUGUUACAAGAGGGCCCUCAAGGACCACAGCUGUCACACCAUCCCUGAAAGCAAGGAGAACCUCCGACACGUCGACGAUGGUCUGCGAGAUCACUUCUGGGAAGGGAAGGGCUGUGAGGUGAUCUGUUACUGCAACUUGAAUGAAUUGCUCUGCUGCCCAAAGGAUAUUUUCUUUGGACCAAAGGUAUCUUUUGUGAUCCCCUGCAACAGUCAAUGAUUCAAGUCUGCAAGUGAAGAUAACAGACAUCAUUCUACGAUCAUGUAAUAAAGUUUUCAAGGGAAAAAAUGGAACUACCAACAAAAAAAAAAUCCUUUCUAACCACAAGUCACUGCCUCACUUUACACUGUAGAAAGAAUUUCCUUUCUAUACCUUUAUGGGAUAUCAAAUAUUCAAGAAGUCUUCUUUUCAAAUACGAUAGCUGAGACAAUUUCCAUAAAACCAUUUCCAUGGCUUAACAGACUACAAGCUCUUAAUAUAUCCUAAUAGGCAUUCCCCAGGAAAAAGCAUAACUCUUCUUACUCAGCACAAUAUCCUUAGCUAGUAUGGACCAAGAAACUUCAAGCUUAAGCCUUCAUGUUGUUAGGAACAUGACUCUCAGAGCAACUUAUGGCAGUGAAGCUUCCUAUUCCAUUAUUGCCAUCACACUUUUAAUGCUGUUUUAACCUGAAGCCACUUGGUCCCUGGCACUUUGGAAGAGAGGUUCCCAUGUUCUCUUUAGGCAUCUUAAAAUACAUGCACAUACAAAACACAUUUCCAUAUUUGAAAGUAUUUCACUGGAAUAAAAAAAAUAGUACAAGUUGACAUUAACAGUACUAAAGCACACUUGGGUCUUAUGCUUAACUGAUCACCUGCCUUGACUAUGCAGUCUCUAAACCUUUAAACUGCUUAAUCGUAGCAUUGAACGUGUAAAAAUAUUAGAACAACAGAUUUUUUAAUCAAGCUGUUUGAAAUACAGUACCACAAAAUUAAGUUAAAAUGCUGGCUUUUUUAGGCUAGCCCUGUAAGGCAAUAGCUAUAGAAAACACAGAGAUAAUAGUUUUAAUUUUUAAGAGGUAUUGUGAGAGAUAGAUACGUAUCUGUGAGAUUGUAGAUACAAAGAGACAGAAAUUUUUGACUGUUUUUGUUAUAUGGCAAUCUGUAUUGGCAGGUGCUGAGAGGUGACCACAUAAUUUUAAGCAGAGUAACCUUGUACAAGCCAGGCUUACAGGCAGCAAGCCUGACUUGCUGCCUUACACAUAUACAGUCUUUAGCUAUCAAGUCAGUCACAUGGGAAGUGUGCAGUACUGAAGGAACUGUGCAGUCCUGUCUAUCCAAAAAAUUCAGUGUUCAUCUCAUAAUCUUACACAUUGGACCAAACUUCUACCACCAGUUUACCACACUUACUUCAUGUGUCAGUAUGAAAUAUCGUGACUGUUUUUUCUUCUUGUUAGUAAACAAGGGUUGGAUAUUGGGUGAGGGGGUGAUUAUACACAGCCAAUAAUAAAUGUUUCAAGUAAAUCUGUGUGUAUUAUUUUUGCCCUAGUGACUGUUAAACCGUUUGCGCCACCAGGCUUUUCAAGCCUCAUUUGUGAAAUUAUUCAAGCAAAUUAGAGUAAUUUGGACUUCUUACCAAAUAACUGAUAGUAAAACCCCAUAAAUCUGGCAACCCAGUGAAAAUACCUGAAGUCAGUGCUCUGCAAAAAAAAACUUAUGGUAUGUGCUGUUGUGUAAAGUCCUCUACAAGCUUUUAGGGUAUGUUAACUUCUGUUGUUCGUGCCAUCUAGUUUCUACAAGAAUCAUGUUGCAUACACCUGGCAUUCACAGCUUUGUAAAGCAGCAGUAAGAAAAAAAUUUCAGGCAGAUAGAAAGCUGGGUACUGAAGCUAGUGGCUUUCAGUUACCUUUCUUCCGUGACUCCUGGAAAAUCCACAAUCCACUGGAGCAAAAUUUUGCCGCUUUCCACGUGCAGCAAGAUAGGGUCACUGAAGUUACAAUACUUUUAGACUGACUUUCCAUAGAAACUUGCUUUUGUUUCUUUCCCCACUCUACUUCCCUCACACAGCUUCUUCUACAGGUCCUGCCAGACCUAGGUGGGAACAUUCAACCCUGUCAGGCACUCAGAAAAAAAUUCUCUAUCCUUUAGAUGUCCUAUCCAUGACUAUGUUCCCUGGCUUUUUAUGCGACUUGCACUUUUGAAGGCAAGAAGCUUGAAUGUGUGCAAAGGACAUUUAGUAAACAAAUUGACUGCCCCUGUAGUGAAAUGGGCAUGAAAACAUAUUGUCAAAGGAGCACCAAUUUUAGCUGUCACUAGCUAGAUAUCACUGUCUUGAACUUAGGCCAGCACUGCAGAACUGUAUUGUGGAAAUACAUAAAGCAGUACAAGUAAAAGAAAUCAUAGCACUGAGAGAUACUGGGAAAGCAGCCAGUUUGAGGUUAGGGUUUAUCAUCAUUCAGCUCUAUGCAAGUGUCACAGGUCAAAAAAAGCAAAGUGAAGCAUUUCAGUUGUAGUGAUUCCAGCAGAGUAGUAAUUUUCAAAAAAACUUGAAAGACUAACAUCAGGCAGAUUUGAUCACAGACAUACAGCUUUCUCAUUUUUCCCAAUUUAAAAAAAAGCUUAUAAACAUCUGAUAAGGUUAGGAGUUGCAAUGAAUGCUAACUGAACAAGCUGAAGCCAUAGCCUCCUCAGCUUUAAGAUGAAAGCUAUUUUCCCUCAGCUUUUUAUUCAUCCUAUGUGCACAGCUUUAAGCAGAAAGAAAUCAUAUUCCAUACACCACACAUUUAGACUGGCACAAUAGUUGACAAUACAAGAAGUCAUUCAUAAUACCAUCUUCAACACCAGAAUUUUCUAAGACAAUCAAUUAAAAGCCUAAGUAAUGCUGGAUAUUAUUCUCCAUAAGUUACCAUUAGUUUUGGGUUUAUUGAGAGGGGGUUGCUCCUUUUGAACAGGCCUGAGCUAAUCCAUGCAAUGAAAAAGAGACAGUGUGCCCGUCAGAAGAGACUGUAUUGACCCCACACAGGCUCCACUCCCAUUCUCCAAUUAAGUUCUUAGCAGCAGUCCACGCAGACAAAUGGAGAAGUCAGCAGGUAAAGGAUUUCUUACCGAGUCAAAGGAUUUCUCAGCACAGUAAGCUGCAGCAGCCUCUUCAUCUGUACUUACAGCUUUGAAAUUCAAGAGCUGCACUUUUUUCCAUUUUAAUAUAGGAGCAGGAAGGCCUCAGUGCUUGGAAGCAUGGAUCUCCACAAUGACAAACUGAAUAAAUCAGAAAAUCUUCCAGUUCUCGUUUCCAAAGAGGGGGGGGGAAAAGUGUUAUUCAGACAUUUCUGCCCAGCUAAGAACAGAACAGACAAUUCAAGCCUUCUAUUUUAGGAAAAAGAACCUAUUGUCAAGACUGCUACAGCUUUUUCUUUUAAAGGCAUUGCAUCAUGAGCACUUGAGGUACAUUUGUAAAUAUAUCCUUGGUACAUUUUAAUUGAAAAAUAUUUUAAAAUUAUUACAUAGUUCACCAAAGCUUAGCUAUUAGGUA
Molecule: messenger RNA, 3577 nt
Organism: Pseudopodoces humilis (Tibetan ground-tit)
Lineage: Eukaryota; Metazoa; Chordata; Aves; Passeriformes; Paridae
Gene: SCRG1
Product: stimulator of chondrogenesis 1
Cellular component (GO): neuron projection terminus; Golgi apparatus
Source: RefSeq, a predicted model, not a curated record